This is a messenger RNA of Copidosoma floridanum, 1070 nucleotides long. RefSeq names its product synaptotagmin binding cytoplasmic RNA interacting protein (gene Syp). The record is from RefSeq and is a predicted model, not a curated record. Lineage: Eukaryota; Metazoa; Arthropoda; Insecta; Hymenoptera; Encyrtidae. Gene Ontology annotation, molecular function: RNA binding.
AACAAAGAAGAAAAAAAAGCUUGACGAUCACAUCUGUCGAAGCCCAUACUUACUCGCUGCCUUUUUUGAUUUUGUUCUCGCCCAUUCCCUCGUACAUUGUAUAGCCGGCCUGACAGAGGUGAUAAUCUACAGUUCGCCCGACGACAAGAAAAAGAACCGAGGCUUCUGUUUCCUCGAGUAUGAGUCGCACAAGGCCGCCUCGCUGGCCAAAAGACGACUCGGCACUGGCCGCAUGAAGGUCUGGGGCUGCGACAUCAUCGUCGACUGGGCUGAUCCCCAAGAAGAACCUGACGAACAAACCAUGUCCAAAGUACGUGUACUGUACGUGAGAAACCUGACGCAAGAUUGUACCGAAGAAAAAUUGAAAGAGUGUUUCGAACAGUAUGGCAAAAUCGAGAGGGUGAAGAAAAUUAAAGAUUACGCUUUUGUUCAUUUCGAAGACAGAGACUGUGCCGUGAAGGCGAUGCGAGAGGUGAACGGCAAAGAAAUGUUCGGUUCUCACAUAGAAGUAUCGCUGGCAAAGCCCCCAUCCGACAAAAAGAAAAAGGAAGAAAUGCUGCGCGCGCGAGAGCGUAGAAUGAUGCAAAUGAUACAGAUGAUGCAAAGCCGCACCGGGUACGACAAUGCUUUAGGAUCACCCUCGCAUCCAGGUAUGAUUGCUGGUCCCAUGCCAGUGCGUGGACCUGGACAGGGCCCUCGUAGCACUGGUACAGGUAUGCGUGGACCAAUGACGCGGACCGACACUUACGCUCUCAAGGAAUUAGAUUAUGAUUACGACUAUUACGGUUAUGGAGAUUAUCGAGGUGGCUACAGUGAUCCAUAUUACGAUGACUAUUAUCGAUACGAAGAUUUCUAUUUCGAUUACGCGCCGCCUCCGCCACCUGCCAGAGGGAGAGGCAGGCAGCCUCAACCGCAGCAGGUAAGCGAAAGUUUGACGGGGGUCACCAGAACCAGGGGGAAUCUAAACGUCGCUUCCAGAGCAGCUGGGGGAACCAGCCCCUCGCUCAGCAACCAUUGGGCGGCAAUGCGUACGCAAUGGCGAGUGUGAACGGUGGCGGGGGCGGUGGCAA